Molecule: messenger RNA, 504 nt
Organism: Meyerozyma guilliermondii ATCC 6260
Lineage: Eukaryota; Fungi; Ascomycota; Pichiomycetes; Serinales; Debaryomycetaceae
Exons: 1
Coding region: 1-504 (167 amino acids)
Source: RefSeq, a predicted model, not a curated record
AUGCUGAGAUCCUUCACCUAUGCUUUGGUUACAUCAGCAUCGUUGCUUCAGAUUGCGUUUUCUUAUCCAUUUAGCGAGGAAAUCUCAUGGCAUAAUGUUCAAUUGGACCUCCUGAAUAUUGACGUCGUUAUCGAUACUGCUGAUCAGCAAGAUGUUCCUUACUAUGAAAUUACCAAUUCGGAGAAGGAUGUGGAAAUAAAAGCUAUGACGAUCUCGUUUAUGAAUGGAACUGUAAUUAAACAUUCAAAUUUCACUUCUAAAGUAGAUGACCAACACAGUAUGAUUUACGAUCUCGUACUUGAAGCAGGUGGAUUUACCGAGGAGUUUAUACUCGAGAUAGUGAGAGAGAGUCAAAUAAUUUACGACCACUACAACCGGGACCCAGAAACUGAUCUGAAUGGCAUCGACUCUUCUGAUGAGGACGGUGAAAAUUAUUCGCUGGAUGAAAGCCUUUUGCGGAAACUUCCCCCAGGGUGGUACCAGGUACCAUAUGAAGAUGACUGA